AUGAUGCAUGGCGCGCUCUACUUUUCUAUGAUUGCCGAUGUCAUACCCAUCAUCAUUUCACACAGCCCGGACACGGGUCUCCGUAACGGUAACCGCAUAGUUCAAUUUUCACCAUGGAAGUUCACGUUAAUGGCUAAGUUGGCGGGCGGUAAAGUCGACCCGUCGAUCAUUCUUCCUCAGGAGUUUUGGCGACGCCUUGACUUGAGCGGUCCGUCGCCGGCACCCCAUGGGUUGGGUUACCGAUUGACUCUAUGUUUUGCCACUACACGAUCGCAGCAAAGCGAUUCCUCACUAAAUGUCAUGGCAGAACUGAUGGAAUACAAUCGUCGACUGCGGCAGUCGAACGGGCGCAAGAAUUACAAGAAGACGCACCUGGAAGUGGCGACCAGCAAUACCACAAACAUCUCAGAGAUACCACCAGUGUAG
Messenger RNA from Sphaeroforma arctica JP610, 426 nucleotides. RefSeq lists its product as hypothetical. NCBI's taxonomy places the organism in Eukaryota, Ichthyosporea, Ichthyophonida. The transcript has a single exon. The record is from RefSeq and is a predicted model, not a curated record. The coding region runs from base 1 to 426 and encodes 141 amino acids.